Chiroxiphia lanceolata (lance-tailed manakin) is the source of this 1897-nucleotide messenger RNA. RefSeq names its product protein kinase C iota (gene PRKCI). The record is from RefSeq and is a predicted model, not a curated record. Gene Ontology annotation, biological process: protein phosphorylation. Bases 16 to 1821 code for a protein of 601 amino acids. Gene Ontology annotation, molecular function: ATP binding; diacylglycerol-dependent serine/threonine kinase activity; protein binding. Lineage: Eukaryota; Metazoa; Chordata; Aves; Passeriformes; Pipridae. The transcript is spliced from 18 exons.
CCCGGCCCGGGGGCGAUGCCGACACAGCGGGACGGCACCGCCGGCAGCACCAUGUCGGCUCCGGGCGGCCUCGGCGGCAGCCUCGGCGGGGACAGCGCCCACCAGGUCCGGGUGAAAGCCUACUACAAGGGGGACAUCAUGAUAACCUAUUUUGAACCUUCCAUCUCGUUUGAGGGACUGUGCAGUGAAGUUCGGGACAUGUGCUCCUUCGACAACGAGCAGCUGUUCACCAUGAAGUGGAUUGAUGAGGAAGGAGAUCCAUGUACAGUUUCUUCUCAGCUGGAGUUAGAAGAGGCCUUUCGGUUGUAUGAACUAAACAAGGAUUCAGAGCUUCUGAUUCAUGUGUUUCCUUGUGUACCAGAGCGGCCUGGCAUGCCUUGUCCAGGAGAAGACAAAUCCAUUUAUCGCCGAGGCGCCCGCCGGUGGCGAAAGCUCUAUUGUGCAAAUGGUCACACUUUCCAAGCCAAACGAUUUAACAGGAGAGCUCACUGUGCCAUCUGCACUGACCGGAUAUGGGGCCUGGGGCGCCAGGGCUACAAGUGCAUCAACUGCAAACUCCUGGUUCACAAGAAGUGUCACAAGCUUGUCAGUAGUGAUUGUGGCCGUCACACACUACAGCCAGAGCCAAUAAUGCCUAUGGAUCCAUCAUCAGUGCAUUCAGAUAAUGUAGAAUCAGUGAUUCCGUACAAUCCCUCGAGUCAUGAGAGCUUGGACCAUGUUGGUGAAGAAAAAGAGGCAAUGAGCAUCAGGGAAAGUGGCAAAGCUUCCUCCAGCCUGGGCCUUCAGGAUUUUGACUUGCUCCGAGUCAUUGGAAGAGGCAGCUACGCCAAAGUGCUGCUGGUCCGACUGAAGAAAACCGAGCGCAUUUACGCCAUGAAAGUGGUGAAGAAAGAGCUUGUCAACGAUGAUGAGGAUAUUGAUUGGGUUCAGACAGAGAAACACGUCUUUGAACAGGCUUCAAACCAUCCCUUUCUGGUUGGACUGCACUCUUGCUUUCAGACAGAAAGCAGGUUAUUCUUUGUUAUAGAAUAUGUGAAUGGAGGAGACCUGAUGUUCCAUAUGCAGAGGCAGAGGAAGCUGCCAGAGGAGCAUGCCAGGUUUUAUUCUGCUGAAAUCAGUCUGGCAUUGAACUAUUUACAUGAACGAGGGAUAAUCUACAGGGAUUUAAAACUGGAUAAUGUGCUGCUAGAUUCUGAAGGGCAUAUCAAACUCACAGAUUAUGGCAUGUGCAAGGAGGGUCUGAGGCCUGGUGACACAACCAGCACAUUCUGCGGGACUCCAAACUAUAUUGCACCUGAAAUUCUUCGGGGAGAGGAUUAUGGCUUCAGCGUAGACUGGUGGGCUCUUGGCGUGCUCAUGUUUGAGAUGAUGGCGGGCCGGUCGCCGUUUGACAUCGUGGGGAGUUCUGACAAUCCUGAUCAGAACACAGAAGAUUAUCUCUUCCAAGUAAUUUUGGAAAAACAGAUCCGAAUUCCCCGAUCCCUCUCUGUUAAAGCAGCAGGUGUUCUAAAGAGUUUCCUUAACAAGGAUCCAAAGGAACGUUUGGGCUGCCAUCCUCAAACAGGGUUUGCAGAUAUCCAGGGACAUCCCUUCUUCCGCAAUGUGGAUUGGGAUCUGAUGGAGCAAAAACAAGUGGUGCCUCCAUUUAAGCCAAAUAUAUCUGGAGAGUUUGGUCUGGAUAACUUUGAUUCCCAGUUCACCAAUGAACCUGUGCAGCUCACUCCAGAUGAUGAUGAUAUUGUGAAGAAGAUUGACCAGUCUGAAUUUGAAGGCUUUGAAUACAUAAAUCCUCUUUUGAUGUCAGCUGAGGAAUGUGUCUGAAUUCUCCAUUUCUGGACUGUGCCAAUUGUUACUCUGUUUGUUUCUGCAUGGAUAAACAUCUCUCCAUUUGGAUGCA